Doryrhamphus excisus (bluestripe pipefish) is the source of this 2383-nucleotide messenger RNA. The record is from RefSeq and is a predicted model, not a curated record. Lineage: Eukaryota; Metazoa; Chordata; Actinopteri; Syngnathiformes; Syngnathidae.
UUUUUUUACUGAAAAGUUGGCAACCGUGAGUACGUCUCUGUUUUGCCGGUUAGCAUAUUGCUAAUGCUGCUGGCUGUGGCGAAACAAACGGGCAGCGACAGCAACAGCGACUCACCAAGUCAAAGUAAAAUUAAAAAAGCGGUUCUUUUAAGGUGCACUGGCUGUCGCAGUAGGUUCCAGUAUACCCCGCAACUUAAGGGAGGAUGAGCGGCAGAAAGUGUGUAGCUGGUUGGAUGGAUGCCGAUUGGAGUAUGUGCAAACAGAAGAACAACAGGUGAAAUUGAGAGUUGACUACAGCCAGGAGGCCCCUGAACAUGAUGGCGGCAUGCAGUUGGAGGCUAUUUUGCGGAAUUGUGACUCUUCUUGGGACAGUUAUGGUUCAAGUUCAAUGUAAUGAAGAGACACAGCUGAUACAAAACUUGUUCAAAGGCUAUAACAAGAACAUUCGCCCUGUGGUUCAUCCUGAGGACAAACUGGAGGUUCAGAUCAAGCUGACCCUCACCAACCUUAUCUCUCUGAACGAAAAAGAAGAGACUCUUACGACCAAUGUGUGGAUUGAAAUACAAUGGUCUGAUUAUCGUCUAGCCUGGAAUACAUCAGAUUACUAUGGCAUUGAUAUCAUCCGUGUCCCCUGCAAAACCGUCUGGCUCCCUGACAUCGUCCUUGAAAACAACAUUGAUGGCAAGUUCGAUGUGGCUUACUAUGCCAAUGUAUUGAUCUCCUCCAAUGGUUGGAUAUAUUGGCUUCCUCCAGCUAUCUAUCGCAGCACGUGUGCCAUAGAGAUCACCUACUUCCCUUUUGAUUAUCAAAACUGCACACUCGCGUUCAGAUCGCAGACAUACAGUGCCAAUGAAGUAGACCUCAUCUUGGCUGUUGGAGAAACAGGCGAGACAAUCCAAUGGGUGGACAUUGACCCUGAGGCUUUCACCGAGAAUGGUGAGUGGGCCAUCGUCCAUCGCCCAGCCAGGAAAAUGAUCAACCCACGAUAUUCCCCCGAUGACCUGGAGUAUCAGGAGAUCAUGUUCAACCUGAUUAUCCAGAGGAAGCCCCUCUUCUAUGUCAUCAAUAUCAUCUUGCCCUGUUCCCUCAUAUCUUCACUGGUCGUAUUAGCAUACUUCCUACCAGCUCAAGCCGGAGGUCAAAAAUUGACGGUGUCCAUCUCCGUCUUGCUGGCCCAGACUGUCUUUCUCUUUUUAAUUGCUCAGAAGGUCCCAGAGACGUCGCUGUCGGUCCCUCUCCUCGGCAAGUACAUCAUCUUUGUUAUGUGCGUUACCACCCUCAUUGCUACCAAUCAGAUUGUGGUGUUGAACUUCUCUCUGCGCAGCCCCAGCACUCAUACCAUGUCCCAUAAUGUCAAGCAUCUGUUUUUAGAGAUGGUACCCCGUUUCCUCGGCAUGUCCCCAUUGGUGGACGACAACGAGGUAACAUCAGAGAUGAACGGCAUGAGAGAUCGGAGGCGGGACUCCUUCGGUCUCAUGCAGAGAGCAGAGGAGUACGUACUCAAACAGCCUCGCAGUGAGAUGAUGUUUGACAAGCAAAAAGAGAAGCAUGGUCUGAUGCAACCGAACGUGGAUGGUGUUGAUGCCAACACUACCGCCAAUCUUUACAAGAGUUUAGCCCAAGCUGCACCCGAGAUAAAGCAAUGUGUGGAUGCCUGCAACUUCAUUGCUGAGACGACAAGACAACAAAACAAUACCGGAUCUGAAAUAGAAAGCUGGGUGCUGAUUGGGAAGAUGAUUGACAAGGUGUGUUUCUGGGCUGCCAUUCUCCUCUUCAUCAUUGGCACAGUGGGGAUCUUCCUUACAGGACACUUCAACAGGGCGCCCGAGUGGCCAUUUCCAGGGGAGAGCAAAACCUACACCCCAAAUUGAAGAAAAAAAAGAAAAAGAACUGAAAACUUUUGAGGCUAAGACCUCCCCAAGGUUUACUGUGCUUCACACGGUGUGUGAGGAUAACAGUAGUGAUCUCUGACUCCUGUGCAGGAUCCCCAUCUGGGUUGAAUUGAGUCUGUAGAGCAGCAGAGAUAUUUGUGGUGUGAAUGAAAGUAAUUCAUACUUCAAGGAUGAGUAUGAGGUAAAACAUCCUUACUAGAAAUCUAUGUAUUGAGGCAAGGGAGAAUUUUUGUCGGCUUUGUAUAAUAAACUUGCCCUGUUUGUGUGGGCUUUUAGUGACUCUAAACAUUGCAAAACACGUCUGAUUGAAUUUUCCUGCAUAUACUAUGUCUUAUAUGAGGAAUAUGGUUAUAUCAUUUGAACCAGUUCAUCAUAGCCUUGUUCUUCUCAUGAUGACUUAUUUUUCAAGAUGUCUUGUUUGAGGUAGACGCCACCAAGGGCUUGUUGUUUUGAUGUCUUCAUGCAUUGCUUUUUUUAAUAAACAGUUUUUG